UGUUGAAGCAGCUGCUCCGGAACAGGAAAGAUGUCUCCUGGAACCAGGCCUGCUGUCUCCUGCUGCUAAGGGACUGGAAAUAUUUGCCCCACCUGCCGGAAGCCAGCUGCGAAUGACUAACGCCUGUUCCUGCUCUCGAGAUCUGAAGCUGCGUCCUCGCGAUACUACUUUCCCGAAAUGGCCGCGAACAGUAAAGGAAACUUUGAUGGAAAAUUUGAGGCACUGGAUCUUGCAGAAUUAACUAAAAAACAACCAUGGUGGCGUAAGUUGUUUGGGCAGGAAUCUGGGCCAUCAGCUGAAAAAUAUAGUGUAGCAACCCAGCUGGUAAUUGGGGGUGUUACUGGAUGGUGCACUGGUUUCAUAUUCCAGAAGGUUGGAAAAUUGGCUGCAACAGCUGUAGGAGGUGGAUUCUUUCUCCUUCAGCUGGCAAACCAUACUGGAUAUAUCAAAGUUGACUGGCAAAGAGUAGAAAAAGACAUGAAAAAAGCCAAAGAGCAGUUGCAGAUUCGUAAGAAUAAGCAAAUACCAACUGAGGUCAAGAGCAAAGCUGAGGAGGUUGUAUCAUUUGUAAAGAAGAAUGUUCUAGUGACUGGAGGAUUUUUUGGAGGCUUUCUGCUCGGCAUGGCAUCCUAAGAACUUCACUUCAUUGUUCUGUUUUUAUUGUUGUUGUUUGUUUCUUGACAGCAGCUUCUACACUCCAACAUAGGACAAUUGACACUCUUCCUUUUCUUCUCUUGUGCCUUCCUCCCUGUUGUAGCAAAUCCGAAUGGCAUUAAUAGGCUUCUUCUGGUGCAAGGUUAAUACAGGCCUUCUCAAUCUUGACACAUUGGAAGAGACAGUAGAUGUUAGCUCUUCCAGUACCCUCCUUACUUGGUUGGUAUAUAUCUUAGCAAGAAUGUUCCUGUUCCCCUAUGUAAGAUCCUUUUUCAAACUCAAUUUGGAAAAGCAGCAUGUACCUUAGUACAUGUUAUAAGGAAAGAAACCAAAUACAUUUGCCUUUAAGCAUGAAAGAUUUUGGUAUUUUGGUGUAUGCUUUCUUUUUAAAUUGGUUUUAGACUAUAGAAAGAGAGUUAUUUAUACUUGCUAUAAUUAUCUUGCCAAAAUGGCAAUGUAAGUACCAUAACUAAAAAUAUUGAAUAUUAAAUAAACUUAUGUUAAAGAUGUAUGAAGUAAUAUAAGUAUUAUAUAUAGUAGGUGGGUUUUUUUGGAAACCAGCUAUAAGAACUUCAUGAAAUACAACAUUUAAGCAAGAAUUUUAAAUUUAAUUCUUUUAGGAGUGCUCUAUCUGCAUGUACACCUCCGUGCCAGAAGAGGGCAUCAGAUCCCAUUACAGAUGGUUGUAAGCCACCAUGUGGUUGCUAGGAAUUGAAUUCAGGACCUCUGGAAGAGCAACCAGUAGUACCCUUAACUGCCGAGUAUCUCUCUAGUUCCUUAAGCAAGAAUUUUAAAGAGAUGUUCCAGGCAUUCAGAAGUGAGAAUAGCACAUGUAUAAGAUAUUAUUUUCAUCAAAUGCAGUCUCCAUCAGAAUUAUUGUUUAAAAUGAAAUCGAUGUAUACUUUACAUUUUUCCAUAAUAGCUAUUAUUAUCUCAACUCCAACUAGAAAAUCAUCUUCCAGAAGCCAAGUCUUCUGUCAUGUUCAUUGUACCCACAAGGCUUACUACUUAAUAGAUUUCAAAUAUUUUUGAAUAUAUUUAUUUGUAUAAAGAAAGCUCUCCAUUAAAAGUUACAUUUACCCCAAAUGAAUUCUUAGAUAUGUAGAUGAUCCUUUGUGCAAUAGUGUAUUUUUAAGGUCAUACAUUAUACAUAAUUACUUUUUGACAUACCUUAACAAUAAUAUACUUUUGAAAAUCGAAACUACCAGUGGAUUUGUAAAACUACUUAGGAUUCACCUGUUUGCAUUUCCUCACUACAUUUUGAUUUUAUUUGAGCCAAUAUAAGUUAUUCUAUUUGUUGUAAUACAUGUUAAUCAUCUUUCCUUACAUAGUAGUAUAACCUACCUUGGUAUAUAUUUUUCUAAAAAUAUUUGGAGAUGAUUUUUCACUGUUUAUUGUAGAAACAUAAGAGAGUACAGUGAUUUCCCCAAGUAUCCAUUGCUUGCCUAUAGCAAUCAUGGAAUUGUAUUUGUUUAUCAAUUAUUAUAAAAUACCUGCCAUUUUAUUGUUUAUAAUAUGUAUUCAAUACUAAAUAAGAAUUUUUUAAAAACUUAAAAAUUUUGUUUUAAAACUUUAAAAAAUCAUACCUUUUUAUUACAGAAAAAUUAAUAAUGGUUCUUUAAUAUCAAACACAUGCAGUGUUUUAAAUCAUUGUAUGUGCAGUAUAUUUAUUGAUAACUAUGUGUCAGUUGUUUUAUAGUUCUCUGUAUUCUUCUUGGUGUUGUGCCAUUUAUAGUGAUUCUUGCUGUAGCCAUGUUGUUCUCCCUUUGUCUUAACAAUAUCAUUGACAUGGUGAUAGCAAAAGCUACUGCAAUACCCCUUUGGGUAUGUGGUGGGGAGUGGUCAUCGAGUACCUCUCUAGUGGCUUGGUAGCUGACUUCUUAUCCAUCUGCUUUCUUUGUGACUAUUAGAGGGUACAAAGAUUAUCGGGUUGGAGUUCCUUCAAAAGGUUAUAAUAUGUAAUGGUCUAGACUCAGAUUCUACCCUUGUCUGAAAUAAAAUCUAUAAGUCUAUCCUGAA
Arvicanthis niloticus (Nile rat) is the source of this 2673-nucleotide messenger RNA. RefSeq names its product FUN14 domain containing 2 (gene Fundc2). Gene Ontology annotation, biological process: autophagy of mitochondrion. The record is from RefSeq and is a predicted model, not a curated record. Lineage: Eukaryota; Metazoa; Chordata; Mammalia; Rodentia; Muridae. Gene Ontology annotation, cellular component: mitochondrial outer membrane.